AUGAAUGAAAAAUCCAAAAAUGUACGAAAACAAUUAUUUUCUGAUUCCUGGCUUGAGGAUGAUCGUUUUAAAGGCUGGUUAAGGGCGAUUCCUGAUCAACCAUCUAAGGCUUCUUGUAUAGCCUGCAACCUAAUUUUUGGUACUAAAAAGUCUGAUAUAAUAAGACAUAGUGAAUCACAAAGACAUAUCAGGUCAGUAUCAAGUUUAAAGAAUGUAACUAAAUUAGAGUUUAGACCUGACUCUGAAAUAGUUAAAAUGCGUACCCAAGUACAAAAGACAGAACUUAUGCUAGCUCAUUUUGUAGCAUGUCAUAAUUUGAGCUUCAGAAGUAUUGAUCACUUAUCUCAAUUGCCUAGUCUUAUAAUGAAUGAUUCAAAAAUUUCCAAACAGAUUUCUUUAAAGCGUACCAAAUGUAUUAAAUUAAUUAAAAAUGUUCUUGCAAGUGUUGUUGUAGAUAAUAUAGUGAAAGAAAUAGAGAAUAAAAAGUUUUCUGUAUACCUUGAUGAGACAACAGACAUUGCCAAUAUUAAAGUUUUGGCAAUAUUGGUAAAAUAUAUUUCAAACAAUCAAAUUCAAACACAUUUGCUAGAUUUGGUACCUGUUGAUGCUAACCAUGGAACUGCUAAGGGCCUCUACAUGUUGUUUUCCAAGAGUUUAGACAAACUAAAACUAAGUACAGAUAACAUUAUAGGAUAUUGUGCUGAUAAUGCAUCCGUUAUGAUGGGUUCCAAAGAGUCCUUUAAAGUUCACUUAUUAAAUGAUAAUUCAAAUAUAAUUGUAAAUGGAUGCAUAUGCCAUUCUUUCCAUUUGAUAGCUUCUUCAGCAGCUUCUUGUAUCCCAAGUAAUAUUGAAAUUUUAUUACAAAACAUUUCUUCUUAUUUUUCUCGAAGUCCAAAAAGACAAUCUGUCUUGAAAGAAUUGCAAAGGUAUUUGAAUGAAUCUCAAUUGAAAAUACUAAGUCCAAGUCAAACCAGAUGGUUGGCACUAGAUAAAUGUGUUGAAAGAGUAUUAAGCCAGUGGAGAAUACUUAAUGAUUUAUUCCGAUUAGCCUAUGUAGAAGAAAAGAAUCCAGCUGCAAAUGUCAUAUACCAGGAACUACAAAAUCCAUACACUAAAGCUUACUUAUGUUUUUUGCAUUUUAUUCUUCCUGUUUUCAAUACUUUUAACGCUUUAUUUCAGUCUGAAAAACCUCUAGUAUUUAUUCUUUACGAGGAAAGUGUUAGAUUUCUGCGUAUAAUGUGUUCAAAAUUUUUAAAGGCAGAAUGUUACAAAAAUGAUGAAUUUGACAAGUUUAAAAAUCCUUCAAUGAUACUUCCCAACAAUGAUAUUGAAAUUGGCCAUGAAGCUAGAAAAAUAUUAACCAGUUGUUAUUGUUGUUUAUGGUCUGUUACCCAGGCAACAGGACUUGAAUUGUUGUGA
Molecule: messenger RNA, 1419 nt
Organism: Myzus persicae (green peach aphid)
Lineage: Eukaryota; Metazoa; Arthropoda; Insecta; Hemiptera; Aphididae
Exons: 2
Coding region: 1-1419 (472 amino acids)
Source: RefSeq, a predicted model, not a curated record